Messenger RNA from Nerophis ophidion (straightnose pipefish), 4045 nucleotides. It is a transcript of the gene gtf2a1l, whose product is annotated as general transcription factor IIA, 1-like. The record is from RefSeq and is a predicted model, not a curated record. Bases 614 to 1996 code for a protein of 460 amino acids. Gene Ontology annotation, cellular component: transcription factor TFIIA complex. Gene Ontology annotation, biological process: transcription initiation at RNA polymerase II promoter; transcription by RNA polymerase II. NCBI's taxonomy places the organism in Eukaryota, Metazoa, Chordata, Actinopteri, Syngnathiformes, Syngnathidae. The transcript has 10 exons.
GCCUUGCAGUGCAGACGCAAGACAUGAUAAUAAUAUCUUAAGGUCAAAGUGUUUCCUGAAAUGUUAAUCUUCAGCUGGCUGGUUUUGAGGUUUGUGGCAGGCGACAUCGCGGCGCCUUCCAAAAAACCAAAUGGAGAAAGAACCUUGAAAGGAAGGCUCUGUUGAGAUAACAUCAUCUCCUAGUCGUCACUCACUGGGAAAAGAAAAGUAUAACUAAAAAAAGAUUUUUCUUAGCUCACUGUUACUGCGGUGGACACGACUACUGGAGGAAAAAUUCUGACAAUUCCACGAGACACCAUGAAUAGGAUUAUGGUGGGGCAAUGCCUUUUUUUCAGCUGGUAUAAGCUCCAGCUCACCUCUUGGUUGCUGAAUAUAAAAUGUAAUGUAAACAUGGGACCCAAAUAAAACUCAGCUUCCACCUUAUUACUCAUUCAGGUUAUGUUCAAAGGGACACGAUAGGAGAUGAUCAUCAUUACGAGUUGGUCAGCUCCAAUCAAAGCUUUUUUGGAGUCUGAUUGUAAUCACCUGUGAGAGCAGGAGACAACAGCUGGGACUCUGAGCUGAUCAGUUCUAAUGGAAAUACACUGGGGCUGCUUUGAUUUUGCCUUGAAUCAUGCUGAACAACAUGGGCCCGGUGGCGAAGCUGUAUAUGUCCAUCAUUGAUGAUGUGAUCGAGAGUAUGAGGGAGCUUUUCCUGGAUGAGGGCCUUGAAGACCGAGUGCUGGACGAUUUACGCCACCUUUGGGAGUCAAAGAUGAUGCAGUCGAAAGCCAUGGACGACUUCAGGAGAAACAACAUCAACUCGCCCAAUUUUGUGAUGCAGCUUCCGGCCAACUAUCAGCGAUCUGAUGCAGAACUCGGAGCUUCAGUAGUAAUUCCUGCAAGUCAAAACAUCCAGAGUUUCCCUGUCAAGAACAACUCUGAGGCGGUUGCUACCUUCUCACUUCCUGCUGGCCUUUCCUACCCUGUGCAGAUACCUGCUGGUGUCACUCUGCAAACAGCCUCUGGUCAACUGUACAAGGUAAAUGUUCCUGUUGUAGUCACUCAGGCUCCAGCAGGCCAGCAGACAGCCAAACCUCCACAGAACGCCUCUGAGAGGCGAGGAGUUUCUGCUCCCCCCCAGUCUGCUGUCCAACCCAGUAAAACCUGUCCUCAGGACACGGCACCGGAGCCAACUUCUUCCGUCAACCCGCCGCCAUCGCCACAUGCCACUUUACCCCCCGGUCAACAGAACAGCACCCCCCAGCAGGAAACUGUCACUGAGCCACCUCAGAUUCAGAUAGCCUCAUCUCCAGAACCAGAGUCCACAUAUGAAGAGGACCAAAGCGUGUCUAAUCCAGAACCUGUGGACCUUAGCUUCAAAGGCUCACCCAUCGGUCAGCUGUUUGACUUCCAGAUCAGCAGCGAGGAGGCUUUGACGGCGGCGGCCCAAUUCAAGAGCAGAGACAUUGAUGACAUCCUCAAAGAAGUCAUCGAGGAGGAACAAGCAAAAGCUGCAAGGGCCAGGAACUUGGCUCAGACCAAGUCUUAUGACGAUCCUGAUGCUAUUCUUGGGCUGGACCUGGACUACAACUACAGCCAACUGUCGGACAUCGUUCAGCUGGACGGUGCUGCCGACAACUCUGACCUGGAGGACGACGACGGAGUCAAGCCGCUGGAGGAGAAUGACUUCCUGGGCAUGAUCAACGCGGAGGCCAUCAAGGCUCUGCAGGAAGGAGGCGGCAGCAGCGACGGUAACAGCAGCUCCUCCAGCAGCGACAGCGACGUGGCUGACGAGCUUGAACAUGUAGAAGAUGAGGAUCCAUUAAAUUCGGGCGACGACGUGGUCGAACAAGACAUUCCGGACCUCUUUGACACAGAAAACGUGAUUGUUUGUCAGUAUGACAAAAUACACCGCAGUAAGAACCGCUGGAAGUUCCAUUUGAAGGAUGGCGUGGUGUGUUAUGGUGGCAGAGAUUAUGUCUUCUCUAAAGCGAUCGGAGAAGCUGAAUGGUAAUUAGCUUCAUCACAGCUAAAUGGACAUGGACAGGCCUUGCGUGGGUGGGGGUUUGUGGUACACAGAACAUCAAUUCCCACACUUCUAAUGGACCUGGACAUCUCAUAUGUAAUAAAAAUGUGUAGGGGGGUGUAUGGUCAUUAAAUAUGUAUUCUGAUAUACUGUAUGUUCUUCACAGAAUGAGCCAAAAUCAGUAAGUCUAAGUUUGAAAAAUUAAUUGUAUCAUUUUUCUUAUGAUUAAAAAAUGAAAACUGGUUCCACAAGGGUUAAAAUGACUAUAGUUUUGUGUCAUGUCAGUCGUCGGCUUUUUUUAUUACAAAAACAACAGAGAACUUCCUCCAAAACCAGUGAUUCCAAUAUUUUGUCACCAAGGCUUGUAGUAUUUGUUUUGGUAGCAUCCUCAUCCUGAAUCACAAUAUUAUUGCGUAAAAUUUGAAAGAAUGAUCAAAAAUGUCUGCCGGAUCUAUUUUUGCAGGUUGUAGCAAUACAACUAAAGAAGGGGCCAGCUUGCAUAUAUUUUCUAAUAAGAAUGAGGAAAGUGUGGGCCUCAACAGUCAACUUGAGACAGACUAAGCAAGAUAAAUGUACAAAAAGUUGUAACAAUAUUUUAAUAAUCCUAACUUCAAAGGUUGUUGUUCGGAGUUUUGAUUGGGGAAAAAAAAAAAGUAAAAGUCUCAAAUCAAACUCUGAGCGCCUUUGGGAGGCCAAGCUGAGUCAGAGUCUGUGGAAACAUCAGGAAAGACCAGCAUAAAAAGUUUGAAAUAAAAGUUAAAUUGCUACUAUUUUAUUUGGCGUCCUCUUCUACUGAUGUUUUGUAAAAUAUUUUUGAGAAAAUGCUGAAAGAGCAUAAGGAAACAGGCUAGGUUUUCUAUGGAACAUCAGUUAAAUCUGGAGCUGGUGACUUAUAUUUAUUUUCUGCUCAUAAUGUUAAUUAACCAUAUCAGUUUUGAAGUAAUCAUGUACAAAACAUGCACUUAAGUGAGGAAAAUUAUAGUUUUACAUCCCUUUAUCCACACUGUCUAUGUGGGGAAAUGGCCCUCCAAUUCUGUAGAUGUGUUUUUCAACACACUAGUCUGUCCUGAGAGAUGAUCUAAUUUCACCUAUUUGGGUGAAAAAUAUUUUUUUGCAAACCAGUAAUUAUAGUCAGCAACUUAUGUGGUAACGAGUGGAGGACAGAAGAGCUUCUUAAAGAAGUUACAGGUCUGUGAGAGCCAGAGAUCUUCCUUGUUUGAAGUGACCAAAUACUUAUUUUCCACCAUAAUUUACAAAUUCUUAAAAAUUCCUACAAUGGUGUGGAAGACCUCUAUACAGACGGCGCGUUCUCAUCCUUCGCUGAACUUUCUUCCAAAUACGAUUUGCCAAACUCCCACCUUUUUCGUUUCUUUCAGGUGAGGGACUUCGUAAAGAAGCAGUUCCCACACUUCCCAAAUCGUCCCCCGGAAACUCUUAUAGAUACAUUGCUAUCUCUGAGCCCAAAUCAUAAAAAAUGUAUCUCUGUGAUUUAUACCUCCUUAAGCUCAGUUGCUCCAAACUCUUUAUCAGUGAUAAAAGCCUCGUGGGAGAGCGAUCUUAACAACAUCUGAUAAACUCUGGAACUCUGCCCUGAAACUGGUCCACUCCUCCUCGAUUUGUGCCCGUCAUGGUCUCAUCCAAUGCAAAGUAAUCCAUAAAAUUCACUACACUAAUGCAAAACUAUCCAAAAUCUACCCCACUGUUAGCAAUACCUGUAAUAGAUGCAAACUAUCUCCGGCUGAUCAUGUCCAUAUGUUCUGGUCCUGCUCUAAAUUAUGUUCCUUUUGGGAGGACAUUUUUGACACUAUCGGAAAGGCAUACGGUCAAGACUUUCCCUCCAACCCAUUGUCAGCCAUUUUCGGCAUAUGCCUUGAUAACACAUGCCCUGUGCCACUAAAACGCGCUGUGGCUUUUACGACCUUGCUGGCCAGGCGACUGAUCUUGUUCAAUUGGAAGCUGGCUCACACCCCAUCACACGGCCGUUGGAUUAAAGAGGUUCUUUACAAUUUAAAAUUGGAAAAACUUAGAGGUUUUCAC